GGAGCCAAAAGUACAGGAAGAGCUAAACGAAAGUAAACGAGUGUAAACAAAAUGGAAGAUACUAUUAUUGCAAUUCUAAAAAACCGAAGGAUGUUUAUAAUGUUAUUAAAAUGAACUGCAACGCGUGUUGUAUCUGUAACCUGCCUUUUCGGCUUUUCCUUGGCUUUCUUCUGAUACAGACUGACUGCCUGGUACUACAAGUAAGAAAUGAGGAGCUUUUUAUACAUGACAGAGGUAUUCUACAGUGCUACAUACAUGGUAUGAACAGCACAGAAACACACGUUGAAGAUCUAAUGGUCCAAUGGAAAGUGACAAGCAGUGGAGGUGAUAAGGUGCUAUACACCUUUAAGUCUGGGAAACAUGACGCAAAAAGAGACGGAGCGAAAAUAACAGAAGGUGAAUUGCGAAAAGGAAAUGCCUCUCUUUCGCUGCCCAAUGUCCAGGUAGACGACGAAGGGGACUAUCAUUGUAUUGUUUGGUUCAACACUUCUAAAUCUGAAGAUAAAUUAAAAGUUAUUGUAUCUGCAAGACCACAAAUUAAUCUCACACCAAAGGAAGUUCAUCUUUUGGUUGGUAAUGAGAAGUCAUUGGACUGUACAGUACAUGGAUAUUAUCCUAAGAAAAUUGGCAUCACCUGGAAAAGAAUCAAAGAUGGGGUGGAGACUGCUGUUAUGGGUGAUGUGUGCACCGGAGCUCCGACUAGCAACGACGAUGGAACAUACAACAGAAGGAGCCGUUUGAGGCUUCUGCCCUCCAUUGAUGACAAUGGAACUGUGUAUACCUGCGAGGUGAUUCAUAAGACAUUAUUUAAACCGGCUGUCACUGAAUCCACGCUGUUUGUUGAAGAACCGAGAGAUAUGCUGCUAGAUCUCUUACUUGUUGUCACUGGGAUCGGAGCUGCAGUGAUUGUGGUGUUGGGACUUCAUUGGCACUUUAGAUUCAACGGAGGUUCACCACCAGUUAUUGACAUUGUCACACCGGAUCAACUAAAACAUAAAGAAAAAACAAGGUUGUCCUGCCAAAUGUCUGGAUUGCGAUCGAAAUGCAUAAAGUUAUUUUUGAAGCUGAAAAGAAGAAAACACGAUUUUAUCAAUAUUUUUGAAUGGGAAAACAAGAGUGCAAUCGUUACUCGGAAGUGUGACAACACUGAUGAAACCAUCAUUCCUUUAAACAGUGGCAUGGGGUCCUGUGAUCCAGAGAGUUCUUUUAAAGUGAAGAUCGCCAGCACAAACUGCUACAGCGAUGGCACCUACAGCAUUGCCUGUGAAAUAUCUGUGCUCCCAGACUAUUACACAGACCAUGAUUCUGAGCUGCUUGUUGAACUCCAUGAUGGACAGCAGAAUCCAGUUCGGAAAUCUAAAAAAAUCUGUGUUUCAGGAGUGAAGCCCAGGAUGAGUGGAAUCAUAAUGCCUCCUGUCGUGAACCAUAAUGAAGUUGUGGCUUUGACAUGCCCAAUAAUUGGAUUCAAACCUAGACCGGCAACCAUUACAUGGUACAAAAUUGACCGAGACGGGCAGAAAAGAGAAAUCGUAAAAGUUGAUGCAGAGAACAAACAGACAGUUGAAGCAGAUACAGGAAAAAGGGCCAAGUAUUCUCAUAGCCUAGGUGAAAUGCAAGCCGAUGACGCAACAAAUGAUGUCAUGAGUGUUUUGAUUUUUUUGCCAACUCUGAAAGAAGAUGAUGAUUCCACAUACAUCUGUAAAGUUUACCAUGAAGCUACCAAGUACACGCUAGAAAGAAAAGCGAUUCUCCAAGUGAAAGCUGCACCCAAACUGGAUUUUGUCCAGUUGUCACCAGAUGUGCCAGUAGCCAACAGCCCGCUGACCCUAUCCUGCAAAAUACACUCCUACUUUCCAAAAGACAACCUUGAGGUGUUUUGGUAUUACGAUGGUAAACUAAUGGAAGAGGGAACAAACGUUGGUGCAGUGAGCACCACAAAAGACAAUUUGCAUUACUGUACAAGCGCCUUCAAUUUCACUCCAACUUGGAAAGAUGUUGGCAAGAAGUUUACUUGUGAGGUUAAACACGGAGGUUUGUUGCAACCAAAACAUAUGCACUGGACUUUGGAAGAACUCGUUUUGGUUCCAACUGUUACUGAAAUUUUAAGUGACCCUCCAUUACCAGAGCUAGGGAAGCCAGUGACGUUACACUGUUUGCUAAAGAAUUACUACCCUAAAGAUUGCACUGUUGCGUGGAUAAGGGGAUUCGAAAGAAUUGACGAUAGAGAGGAGAUCAGUGAGCCUGUAUUCAACAAAGACACAAAACUCUAUAGCAGAGAAGUUCACAAAACAUUUAUACCAACAAUCGAUGACAACGGAACUGAGUUUACUGUGGAGAUCGUUCAGAGUGGAGUCACGCACAGACCACCCAAUAAUGGGUACACCAUGCUUUUAAAAGCUCAGUCUCCGACUGUAUCCAAGAUCUCAACCAUAUCCCUGAUGCACCAGAAGUCAGUAAAGCAGUAAGACUCGGCAUUUCUAUAGCUGUUUUUUCACCUGGGGACCUCACUGUAAAAUGGUACAAGGAAUUGGGAACAUUUGAAAGCAAUCCCAGUACUACUGAACCUGAAAUUGCUAAAAAUGGCCUGUUCUGUGCUAAAAGCUACAUAGACCAUACCAAAAGCCACUGGGCAGGGAUGUGGCAUCACAUGUGAGAUUGCCCACCACUUUACAGAAGAAAAAAUAGAAAGAAACUUCAGGCUGUUGCUCAAAGGUUUUGUAUUGAAGCUGUUCUUUUGUCUCUCAGAAAUAGUCUUGAGCUGCAGAACUUAAUAAUUUGAGAAAAAGGAACAUUAUACUGAUCAGCAGAUAUGAUUGGUUUUUGACUAAAGACAAUUGUGUAAAAUAUUUUCCCUGUUGAGUUUCACUAUGUGUCCCAAUUGACAUAUUAUGCUGCUAUUAAUUGAACUUUCCUUGUGUUUGGUGAGUGUUCAUAGUAAAUUAUUUAUCUCUUUGAACUUAAAUAAUAUAUAUUUUUUUAUUGGAACUAAUAAACUUCAAAUAAUAAAUCAAUUGUUUCUA
Messenger RNA from Acipenser ruthenus (sterlet), 3020 nucleotides. RefSeq lists its product as uncharacterized. NCBI's taxonomy places the organism in Eukaryota, Metazoa, Chordata, Actinopteri, Acipenseriformes, Acipenseridae. The coding region runs from base 111 to 2465 and encodes 784 amino acids. The transcript is spliced from 9 exons. The record is from RefSeq and is a predicted model, not a curated record.